Messenger RNA from Ochlerotatus camptorhynchus, 2620 nucleotides. RefSeq names its product zinc finger protein 37-like. Gene Ontology annotation, cellular component: nucleus. NCBI's taxonomy places the organism in Eukaryota, Metazoa, Arthropoda, Insecta, Diptera, Culicidae. The record is from RefSeq and is a predicted model, not a curated record. The coding region runs from base 80 to 2350 and encodes 756 amino acids. Gene Ontology annotation, biological process: regulation of transcription by RNA polymerase II. The transcript is spliced from 6 exons. Gene Ontology annotation, molecular function: RNA polymerase II cis-regulatory region sequence-specific DNA binding; DNA-binding transcription factor activity, RNA polymerase II-specific; zinc ion binding.
GCGUCUGAUGGUGUUGGCUUCUCGGUUUUCUGGGGCUGAUUUCAAUUCCGCCGUGUAGGUAGUUAUUUUACGAACCAAAAUGGGUCGUCGCAAAGCCCGGAUGUGUCGCUUGUGCCUGUCGACUACCACAGUUCUCCGGUCGAUUUUUACCAUUUUUCGGAACUACAACUUGGUGUUCAUCAUCCGAGACUUUAUCAAACUGCAGGUGAAAGAGGACGAUAAAUUACCCAAGCUGAUUUGCAAAUCCUGCGCGGUCAAACUGAUUCGCGUUCGGGAAACUUUUACGCUGUUCAUUGAGAGUGAUCGGAAGUUGCGGGAGAAGUUGUCGGAUGUUGAUACGGAACUUACGGAUGUGGUGGAUGAGUUGCGCCAGGAUCGAAAGAGGAAGUACACCAAGCGAACGGACUUCGACGUCGAUGAUAACGGUGAUGUCGAUGGCGAUGACUAUAAUAAAAGUGAGGAGUCAAUCAAAAAGGAAGUUACUGACAGGAGUGGCUCCGGCGAACAGACGGUGGAUAAUCAUUCAAUCGAAUUUAGUGAGGUCAAGGAAGAAGUUCGGGUGAGCGACGAGGAAGACGAUCUUCCUCUGAAAACUCUCACGGGUGUCGCAAAUGACUCAAUCUUAUCUGCCGUUGUAAAAUAUGAAGAGAAACCCCCGCUGAUAGAUGAAUGUAAGCAGGAAGAUAAACGAGAUUUGCCAGUAUUGGCGGACAACGGCGAGACUGUCGAUAGGAAGGAUGAUUUUGAUGAUAGUAAUUUUGAUGAUCCGGUUGCUCAAAGUUCUAUACAUUCCGAUGACGAUAGUGAGUACGAAGCACCGAAGAAGAGAACACGUGCUUCAUGUCGGGUGAAGAAGAAGAAGGAAGCGGUGAGCAAAGCGAAACCAAAGAGAACUUACACAAGGCGAAAGCAAACCGUAAAAGUAGAGAUCGAUUCGGAGGUUGAAGACGAAGAAGACGUGGAUGAUGAGGAUGGAGAUAAAACGUUUGAAGUUGGCACAGAACUCAAGCAUGAUCACAAAAACAUUGAGCUGAUUGUUUCCGAAGACGAGGUGAAAGCGAAAAAGAAGAGAGGCAGACAGAAAGGAACAAAAGUGUCGAAAGAUCCUGCAACACCAAGACGCAAGCCGGGUGCUCCUAAAAAGCUGCCGGAAAGAACGGAACCGGUUCCAACGAUGUACGACUUCAAGUGCUACAUUUGCAAUAGCGAUUCGUUGGGUUCCAAGAAAGCCCUGAUCGAACAUUUUGCGACCCAUGUGGACAAAGUUCCGUACACCUGUAAGGAGUGCGUAAUGGAAACGGUCGUCAUAACCAGGGUGAGAGGUUUGAACAGUCACAUGAAGAUGCACGCACAGCCGGUCAAAUGUGACUACUGUGACCGUCGGUACAGCAAUGCCGCCGGCAAAUACUAUCACACCCAGGUUUUUCAUCUGGGCGGUGGAGCACCGUGUUUGGUCAACUGUGAAGUCUGCGGUAAAACAUGCGGCUCGCAGAAUGCUCUCAAGUCGCACAUGAAGUAUCAUACAACCAGUCUGAAGUGCAGCAAGUGCGAUAUGGUGUUCAAUCAUCCGAACAAACGGCGGAACCACGAGAGACUGCACGACGAGAAUAGGGGCUAUGAGUGCGUCGUAUGCAAGAAGGUUCUUCAAACGAUUGAAUCGUACGAUGUGCAUCUCAAAAAGCACAGCCAGGAACGAAGUUAUCUGUGCAAUCUUUGUCAGAAGAAGUUUAAUACUUCCAGCAAUCUGAUUCUUCAUCUGAAGGUCCACGCCAAAAAUGACAACUAUCGACCGGCCAAAUCCUGGAUCGAGCACUACACCAUACUGAGCCGCGAUCCGAUGCACUUCAAGUGCAACCACUGUGACCGCUACAAUACAGACAAGGUCAACAACAUGAUCUCGCAUCUGCAAGCGCACUUCAAGGAGUACGAAUGCGACCAGUGUCACCACAAGUUUGCGACGGCCAAGCAGCUGAGAGCUCACUACACGACGCACACCGGUGACAAGCCGGAAAAGUGCAAAUACUGCGACAAGGUUUUCUCCACCAAAAACAAUCUUCGCAUCCACCUGAAGGCGACCCACCCGGAAUGGAUUCCCCAGAGGCAGCAAACGCCCUCUACUUCAAACACCCCGACCACUAAACCCGUCCCUAAUCAGACGGCGUCGCCUACCAUUGUUACGCUUGCCUCAACGGAUGCCCCACCUCAAGCUUCCACUACUCCCAAUUCCGACAUUUUCGAUGGCUCUCCCGUGAAUAGUAACAGCGGAUUCGGCAUCCAGACACAGCAACAAGUGCAAAUGCAGCUGCCAACGCAACCAGCGAUGACAGGUUUAAACAUUCUGAGAAGCUAGGGUCAUAUUGGGUGACUUCAACGCACACAUCGGCAUUCAGGACAUGACGGAAGAAGACAAACUAUAUAUUGGAAGCAAUCUCUUCCACCAACAGUCAAAUCUCAAUGGCCUGGAACUGAAGAACGUGAUACACGGCUUGUGUUUGAAAAACUACCUCACGUAUUCAAAGUCUCCUUCAGUAAAAGUAACAUGCUUCAAAAGACGAAGCGACUCCCAGAUUGGCCACUUAUUGAUGAGCAUCUUUGCAUUUGUAGUUUUUCCGCGAAUUAA